AUGUCUUCGAGGUACCAGAUGUCGCCAGCUGAUGGCAACCUUUUGUACAGAUACGUGGCCAAUUUACCGUUAGGUGGCUUCUGUUUUUCUCCUGUUUACGCCGUCGGCCGCGAGGGAGCAGCAGCUGCAUCAGCACAACUAGAAGGCUGCUUGCGGGCUGAAUCGGCAGUUGCUGACUUCUCAAGCCUUGGUGCAGCACUCGAUUCUUCUAAGCUCCUUCUGGAAAAUAACCAGCCAUGUCUGACGACGAAGAGCGAUCUGGGGAGGAAUCCGAAGAAGAAACUGAGCUCUGAAGAGGAAUCCGAGGAGGAAGAAGAGGAAGAAGAAGAAGAGGAAGAGAAGGUAAACCCUGAAGAGGCCAAGAGACAAGCUGAAGCCGCUCGCAAGGCUGAGGAGGCUAAGAGAAAGAAGGAGGAAGAAGAACGAAAGAAGCAGGCUGUUCUUGAUAGAGAACAUGCCAAGGAAGAUGAGGCCCGCAGGAGGAUCGAGGAGAGGGAACGCAAGAAGGCUGAGGUGAGGAAGAGGUUGGAGGAGAGCAGCCAGAAGAAGAAGAAUGGUUUCCUGACUGGCGCCCGCAAGAAGAAGCUGAAGGCUUUCUUGAUGAAGAAGAUCCGUGAGGACAUGUUGGCAGAAAUCCAGAGGAAAGAAGAACAGAAGAAGAGAGCUCUGGCCGAGAGAGUGCAGCCCCUUCCUAACAUGGAAGCCCUGAACGCAGGCCAGCUGGAGGCUCUAUGCAAUAAGCUGUUGGCUCAGAUCGCGAAGGUGGAGGGUGACAGGUUUGACCUGAUGAACAACAUCCAUGACAACGACGCACACAUCAUGGACAUGCAGUAUGCUGUCAACGACCUUAGGGGCAAGUUCAUCAAGCCCCCUCUCAAGAAGAUUUCCAAGUACGACAACAAGUUCGCCAAGAUGAAGCAGCUGCAGAAGAAGGGAGCAUCCAACUUCCGCGAGGGCCUCAAGUCUACUGGCAAGGACAAAUAUGCACUGGAGGCUGAAGAAGACCCAGACAAGGCCAAGCCAGACUGGGCAGCCAAGCACUAAGGCGCAUCUCUCUUCGAUUGAGCGAAGACGUACUGUGGCUUGCUCCAUCGUGCCACAUGUACCCUGCACGGCCACCAGUCUCAACAGCUUGCUUACAGCGUGCAGCAGAAGGGCCGCCGUGCAGGGUAUUCCAAUCUCAACUCACCUCCUGCUCAGGAAGUGUGCUGGCAAACCACCAGGUGCAUCUCUAUGCUACCGAACCAUCGUGGCUCUUCAGAAGGCAGCUUAACUCGACGUGUUCGGAUCUAAGCCGGGCCAAUUUAUCAUUCGACUUCACACACAGAUUGCUUCACCCGCUACACACACAUCUUCCGAUGAAGGUGCCUUGCGCAUUUAACAAAUCAACCGGAACCAUUUUCCGUAGAUUCAUGACUAUUUUGUGCCAGGAGAGAAAGCAUGCACUUUUCUCCAACUAAACGUUCACAAGUCGCAACCUUCAGCUCUUAGCAGAUGUAGUGCUUUCCGGGGCUAGCCAAACUUUGCGGUUGAGGAGUAUUAUACUACCACCUAGUGCAGACACAUCUCACCCAAGUUACCCUGACAGCGAUAACUAACAUAUUCGUUUCAUACACCAGCAUCAAACGGGUAUUGCUUAGUAUCCCCUCGGCUGUAUGAUCACAACAUUGGCGCCACCUGGUGUAGGGUGUUGUAUGCCGCCGAGUUGCCAAGGCAACAGACAUCAUGAAAUAGGUCUGGUGGCGGUACUAAGUUUUCAGUUGCUCUUGCGCUUUUUUAACAGUCUGAAUUUUGUUGUAAUAGUGUAGUUUUGUGCCAUUUUUCUAAUAUCUAUUAUACAUUGACAUGGGGAAUUUUCAUAUUUAUCUUUAGUUAAGGAAAAAUUAUGUAAUUUAUUAUCAUUAAUGAUUAAUUUAUCAUUUAUUAUUAUUACUUGUUGGAUUUGAAUCUGCUUACACAUAUUUGUCUAGUAUUUGUACACGAGGACAGUAUAGUACAUUAAAUUGUGGUGACAAAAUUUA
Molecule: messenger RNA, 2021 nt
Organism: Priapulus caudatus
Lineage: Eukaryota; Metazoa; Priapulida; Priapulimorpha; Priapulimorphida; Priapulidae
Product: troponin I 4-like
Exons: 11
Coding region: 1-1044 (347 amino acids)
Biological process (GO): muscle contraction
Cellular component (GO): troponin complex
Source: RefSeq, a predicted model, not a curated record